Molecule: messenger RNA, 1957 nt
Organism: Leptinotarsa decemlineata (Colorado potato beetle)
Lineage: Eukaryota; Metazoa; Arthropoda; Insecta; Coleoptera; Chrysomelidae
Gene: Rab5
Product: RAS oncogene family member Rab5
Molecular function (GO): GTP binding; GTPase activity
Source: RefSeq, a predicted model, not a curated record
GCUGUCAAGUAUCAAGUCAAAUCUGUGUUGGUACACCUGUCGACGUCAUUAGUGGAAGUGUCGUCUUGUCUGUUCUAAAUUUCGUCUUUUGUAUAUAAAAUUGGUGCUAACGUAUUGAAAUUACAAUUUAAUAGGUGUUUUUUAUGUCUCAGAGAAGUGUUUUCUAUAUUAGUGAUACGUGAUCUCGUGAUAAGGAAAAAGGAAUAACUCUUUAAGGUAAAAUGGCAAACAGGACUGGUACAGCUCAACGACCAAAUGGUUCCACUCAGGGCAAGAUCUGCCAGUUCAAACUCGUUCUGCUAGGAGAGAGUGCGGUCGGCAAAUCCAGUUUGGUAUUGAGGUUUGUCAAAGGGCAGUUCCAUGAGUACCAGGAGAGUACCAUCGGUGCUGCUUUCCUUACACAAACUAUCUGCUUAGACGACACCACUGUGAAGUUCGAAAUUUGGGAUACAGCAGGUCAGGAAAGGUACCACAGUUUGGCUCCAAUGUACUACAGAGGAGCUCAGGCAGCUAUCGUAGUUUACGAUAUAACCAAUCAAGAUACGUUUGGUAGGGCUAAGACGUGGGUAAAAGAACUCCAGAGGCAAGCUAGCCCCACAAUUGUCAUAGCUCUAGCUGGUAACAAACAGGAUCUUGCGAACAAACGCAUGGUCGAGUAUGAAGAGGCCCAAACAUAUGCAGAUGAAAACGGGUUACUGUUUAUGGAGACCUCUGCCAAAACAGCAAUGAAUGUUAAUGAUAUAUUUCUAGCAAUAGCUAAGAAACUUCCUAAGAAUGAACAAACUACCGGUCAGGGAGGAAGUGCUCAAGGUAGACGACUGGCAGAGGGCGAUGCGGGGGCUAAAGCUCCGGGUAACUGCUGCAAGUGAUGGUAUACUCUUGCUGGACGAGUGUUAAUUUUUCAUCAAAAAGAACUGGACUGUGCUGCAGCGCUCUAGUGAUAUAUAAGUGUAAUAAAGGUCCUUUUAUCAAAAAAAAACCACUUAGAGUACACUGUCAUAUAUUUAAACUGUUAUGUUGUUACACGCAAAUCAAAGAAUUGUCAUUUAUUGUGUUGAAUAUAUUUUUAUUGUCUUCUUGGCAUUCAAAUUUGUGAUAAUUGUAUAAUAUGAUAUUUUGUUUAAUAAUUAAUCAUCAAUAUGUGGCAGUGUGGAAAAGUGAAAACGUCUGGUUAGGCUGACUGUAUUUUGUCUGCACCCACUGAAUUACUAAGAGAUCGAAAUUCUGAUGUAGACUUGAAGUAAUUUUAUAUUUUAUCAAUUUUUGAUUCUAUAAUACAGCCAGGCUAAGCUCAGGUGACUUUCAAUUUACACUUUAUUUGAUUGGGUGUAAAUUGCGAGGGGGAUAAAUACAUGUAUUUUAUUAGUGUAAUUUAAAUUAAAAGUACGUUUCAUAACAAUUUAGUCCUGAACCCUUCUGUCAAGUUUUUAUAAUUGGUCUGUUCUGAAACUUACUUUCUGAUAGUGAUGCAUGACUUGAGUUUUCCUAUAUUUUUAUUUUUUUAUUUAAUCACUGGAAAGCAUAGUUGAUCUGAUCAUUAUUGCAAAGUCAUGUGUCAAAUUAUUGAAAAUUGUUGGCAUUUCAAACUUGUCCGUUUUGAAUAUCAAAGGGGGUGAUUGACCAUAAUAAAUUUUACAUACACAUAAUUUAGUAGCUGUACAAUGUAGUGAGGUGGUUGUACAGAAUUUUAAAUAAAAAAAAGGCUAAUUCUAUAUCUUGGGGUAAUUGCAUUGUAUACUGUUGCGUUUAUAGUUUCCACUUAGUGUCGGAAUAUAUGUUAUUACCUAUAAUUCAGAAGGAAAAUGUCAAGUAUCAUUGUAUUAUAACUGAAUAUAAUAUUAUUAAUUUUAUUAUUUUAUUUGCUCGCUUAUUAUACAUGGUUAUAAUUCUGUUUGUGCAGAAUCAGGUUGUACAGGAAGAUAAGAACAUACUCAAUAAAGUUAUGAUAUACAAUUAA